AUGUCGGAAAAGAUACCUCUCCCCAAAUACCUGAAAAUGCUCACCUCCGGAAACAUUCCAGUUGCCAAAGCAAUGACCAUAUCUAGCAAGAUAUAUAAGGAAUACAAUACGGCAGAACAGCUUUCGCAGUUAACGGAUACCAAGCUCAAAGCCUUUGGAGUGGACGAAAAGGACAUUAGAAGGCUUGUUCUGACAGCUGUGAAAAAGGCAGGGCAUACGCUAAAGAGAGUCAGCGAGCCGGAGCAGCCUACUGCAUCCACAAGCGGAAACUCCUUUCCUCCGAGCACCGUAGAUGUCAUCACUACUCCUACAAAACGGAAACGGAAACGAAAUGAACAAGCGGACAAAUACCUACCGGAGGGUCCUGUUGACGAGGCGUCGUUGUACGGGAGCCUUGAAUUCAAGGAAAUUCUAGACGAGAACAUGCUGCGGACGAAGUCCGUAAUUAUCAACCGUGCCCCUUUAAUGACUGCAUGGGCAACUGUCGUGGCGGAGAGAAUGGGGUUCCAGCGUGAAGAGGCUCUCAGCAUAGCCUCGGUUUACACCGAAAUUAAUGCAAUAUCGAAAGGGGUCUCUCUUGGAAUUUUCAAGGAAGGGAAAGAAAAGGGCCUCGACGCAUUGAGAGGGGGUACUCAGCCGUACGUCGACUUCAUUGGCAGAAGGCCUUUAUAUCGGAAUCAGAAAGAGCAAUGGCGGGCUCUUCUGCAUGGUACCCCGGCGACCCCUAGUGCAGCUUUCGGCUACAUCUCUCGUUCGUUCCGUCAAACUACACCAUAUGUAGUCGGCACUCUUCGACUUCUUGCCGAUAGUUAUUCACCGCAAGAAAUCAACAACAAAGCCUGGUCCCUUUACGCCGAUUUUCGUCCAGAAGUCAACGGGUGGGGGAAACGAUCAGAGGUAAAAUGUCUAAAUAUACUUGACUUAAGGAAGCCCUCCAGCGAUGCCGAUCCUACGAAUGGAAGCGAGAGUGCGGAUAGGACUCCAAUAAAUAUCCAAUACAAAGAGGUGUCGGAGGAAUCCGAACCUGCCACAGAACUCGAAAGCAAGCGACGAAGGAGUUCAUCAGCAGUGGAAGACUAUGAAAAGGCACUGGAUGAAGAUCAUGAGCUCAACAACGCAAUUUUGGUCGCGGAUUUUUGA
Messenger RNA from Marasmius oreades (fairy-ring Marasmius), 1140 nucleotides. RefSeq lists its product as uncharacterized. The coding region runs from base 1 to 1140 and encodes 379 amino acids. The transcript is spliced from 6 exons. Lineage: Eukaryota; Fungi; Basidiomycota; Agaricomycetes; Agaricales; Marasmiaceae. The record is from RefSeq and is a predicted model, not a curated record.